Cetraspora pellucida is the source of this 375-nucleotide messenger RNA. The record is from the annotation of a GenBank genome assembly. NCBI's taxonomy places the organism in Eukaryota, Fungi, Glomeromycota, Glomeromycetes, Diversisporales, Gigasporaceae.
AUGAGUGUUGAAUUAGUAACUUCCGAAACAGAAUUAUUUUCAGAAAUUGAUCCAAUUGAUGAACAAAGCCCUCAAAUAUUAGCAGGUGAUUCUUAUAAUUUGUGGGAUGAGGCUGAAGCAUGCAUUAAUAAUUUAGACAUAAUUGUUUCGAUUGUCCCAGAUUUUCAUAUCAUAGAACAAAUUCGAGGUGCUAAUGUGCAUAAUGCAAAGCAUAAGCAAGUAGUUAGCAAGAAGGUUAAGUAUACAAAUAGAUUUGGGAAAAUAAGAAAGGCUUUAAAUAUCGCACUAAAUCUUGGAUGUGAAGAAGAAUUAAUAAAUAUGAUUACACGGUUUAUUGAUCAAAAAAAAUCUAUGACCAAAAAAUAUCAACAAUGA